AUGAGGCACCAGCCGAGACUUCCUUCUAUGCCAGAGAAUGACUUCGCAGCUCCUCUUCCUUCAACUAACACUACACCUCGACCUAUUGAUCCUCAUCCUUUCUCAGGAUUCAACGUUGAACCUCCACGACCUCCUCGCGAUGGAUACGACAAAAGCUUCUUCAAAUGGCGGAACCGCUCAACAAAGUCGGCUAGCGAAACAGAUUUCCGAGACUCGUUUACAUCUCCUUUGACGCCGAUGUCAGCGCCAGCAACCUUCCAGGCCUUUGAGUCGAGACCACCUUCAAGCCCCUUUGUAUCGGAGUCAGCACACGUUUUCUCCUUACAGCACCCGACCGUCACUCGUUUUUCCGACAUAAAUCAAGGCUCGGCCGAUACCUCUCCUGGUAUGGCCAGCACAGAAUCGAUCUCGCCAAUGAACAAUUCCAAGAAAGCUCGAGGAACGAGCACUCCGCCUUCGUCACCUCCAAGUUCUGGGGGCUUAUACGGCAAAGCAAAGAAGAGUCUUGAGUCCAAGUUGGGACUCAAAGCUCGAAGAGAAGAACCACCAUGUCCAUCAAUACCUGAACAAGUGCACCACUGUUCGACGAUGGAUGGCACUAGGAACUACUCCAGCAUGCACCAAAUCACAAAAACAGGCGCAUGGUCGAAUGAUGAUACAAGUAAGCUUAGACUGCGGCGAAAACUCUUUGGCAGAGCACCAUGGGUCCGUAAAGAAUCGGGAGACUCUUUCAGCAGCGUAACGAGCUCUGUAAGAGAGAUACUCAAAGGUGAGACUCCUCCUCCUUCUCUCAGCUCGAGUGCAUCGUCAUUACACGUCGAUUGUGGUGAUAGCAACUUUCCUGGAGGGGAAGCGAGACGCAUCAAGACUCCUCCUUUGGCAGAAGACACUAUGAGCGGCCGACCACGUUCCUUCUUCACUGAGACAGUCCCUCCCAUGGACGAUGAUCGGCAUGAAACGUACGCCAGCUGUUCUUCAAGACAUACUUCACUACAAACCGUUCGUCGUGGGAGCUAUGUGGCUGACACAAGCGAGUGGUGGGACAAGAUUCCCAAGAAGCCCAUUCGUAGAAAUCCAUUUGAUGAACCAAUUCCCUUCGAGUUCCAACUCCCAGAACACUUACCAAAUAGCCCCAUGUGCCCAGCAAACGAGAAGCAUGUAAGCGGGGGAACGGGUGUGUGUGUCUAUCACGGACGCAGGAAGGGUGCAUCAAAGCUGAGAAUAGGAUGCGACUUUCAUGACGCUUAA
Molecule: messenger RNA, 1248 nt
Organism: Fusarium sp. VM40
Lineage: Eukaryota; Fungi; Ascomycota; Sordariomycetes; Hypocreales; Nectriaceae
Source: the annotation of a GenBank genome assembly